Messenger RNA from Lactuca virosa, 1250 nucleotides. Lineage: Eukaryota; Viridiplantae; Streptophyta; Magnoliopsida; Asterales; Asteraceae. The record is from the annotation of a GenBank genome assembly.
CGUGUGCAAGUCUUGAAAUGAGCGAAGAGAAAAGAGGAAACCGAACCCUACUUACAUUCCCGCCUUUCUUCCACUGACCGUAUUUCCCCCAAACUGUGAAUCAAACCGGAGGACGACGAAGUUGAAUCAUGUGUGGCCGUUGUCGCUGUUCUAUCCGUCCAGAUGAUAUCCCUCGCUCUUGCAACCUCGGUAACCGCCGCGUUCGUUUCGUCGAUACAGACCGGUAUCGUCCAGCAUAUAAUGUUUCCCCUGGAUCAAACUUGCCUGUUAUUCGAAGAGACACAGGAGCAAACAGUGAAGGAGCUGUUGUGCAGUGCAUGAAAUGGGGACUCAUUCCAAGCUUCACUAAAAACACAGAAAAACCAGACUAUUACAGGAUGUUCAAUGCUCGUUCAGAGUCAAUAGGUGAAAAGGCUUCAUUUCGUCGUCUUCUUCCUGGAAAUAGGUGUCUGGUUGUGGUGGAAGGAUUUUUUGAGUGGAAGAAAGAUGGUGGGAAAAAACAGCCAUACUAUAUUCAUCUGAAGGAUGAUCGCCCCCUUGUCUUUGCUGCUCUUUAUGAUUCUUGGAAAAACUCUGAAGGGGAGAUUCAAUACACCUUUACUAUUUUGACAACAAGUUCUUCAUCAGCCUUUGGUUGCCUCCAUGACAGGAUGCCUGUUAUUUUAGGGAACCAGGAGUCAACUAAUGAGUGGCUAGAUGGAUCUUCAUCUUCCAAGUUUGAUUCAUUACUCAAACCCUAUGAAGAACCAGACUUGGUUUGGUACCCUGUGACACCAGCAAUGGGCAAGCCUUCUUUUGAUGGACCAGAAUGUAUAAAGGAGAUUCUAGUGAAGGAAACAAAACCAAUCUCAAUGUUCUUUGCAAAGAUGGGGACUAAAAUUGAAAAUCAAUCAGAGCCUAAAGAGGUUGACAAAACAGAAAAACCAAGAAGUCCAAAACAGGAACCUGAAACAAAAUCUGAGACUUUAUAUCUGAAACGUGAGUAUGAUGAUGUGUCUUCAUCUGAUAUAAAAGCUUCCAUGAACCUUCCUUCUGACACCAUCUUCAUGAUGAACUUCUUCAAGAUCAGAAAUGGCCAUGCCACAACCCGUGAUCUUGACCGGAGCUUCCUCAGCUUAUUUCCCAAGCGGAUUGUGGUGCUCUUCCUCCUCCUCAGCCUGCGGUGUGGGCGGCAACACCUGGUCAUGGUGGUGGAGUUGGCAAACACAGAAAAUGUCAUGGCUCCUGCUCCUGUUUUAAACACGUCUUGA